AUGGAUCCUGUCAGUGCCGCAGGGUUGGCUGUAGGGGUUGCAAGCAUCGGCUUUCAGGUCUAUACAGGCUGCGUACAAGGCAUCCAGCUGUUGAUCACAGCCAAGAACUUCCCGGAUGAAUUCAAGUACCUGAACCUCCGGCUCCGGAUGGAGCAACAGCGGCUCUUCGCCUGGAGUGAGACGUCUGGCUUGGCCGACCUCGAUAAGGAGGAUAAACGAAAGAUACUGGAGACUAACACUUUCAUACUCCAUCGGACGAUUGUCCUAGACCUGCUAGUCCAAGUUCAAUGCUUGUUCAAGGAGUUCCAAGAACAACAGAAGGAGUAUAAAAGACUCGAGGCCGUCAGGGAAGCCGAUGAUGCCCUGGAAAAGCCGGAGAAGGAUGCAUCGGACGCCAACUUCCCGUUGCCCGAAAGGCGACGCGAUUUCAUCAAGAAGGCAAUGCAGGCGCUCAAGAAGAAGUCUACAGAAGGGGCCCUUCGGUUGAAGUGGGCCACGUUUGACAAGGAAGCGUUCGAGAGACUGAUAUCCAAGUUUUCCACUCUGAAUGACAACAUGACAGACAUCCUCGACGCGCGGCUCCAAGUCGAGAUUCACCAUACAGUCCAAGACACCAACCGGGGCAUGCUGCAACUUCACAGCAAGAUCGCCGACCUCUCCCGCCUGGUAAUGGCUUUGAACAUCAAAUUGGAGUCAAAUGCACCACAAGUUGAAGUCUCCAUGUCCAAGUCCCAGCGCGACGCCAGGACUAAAGACGCCAAGGGGCUUACCCUUCUGUCGCAACUAGCUAAAUUCAAGGCCUACAAUGCCAUCGAGUCGGAGAAGCAGAACCCACCCGACGAGGCUACUGCAUUGCGUCUGGAACUCGACAAGCCAGGUGAGCGGAAGGAGCUCAAGCUGGACGCCGCCUCCAUCCAAUUGCAUUCAGAGGCAUAUGGGUCGCAACGUUGUGAAGCAGUCCUCACCCACGGCAAUGGACAACACAGGCGAGUGUGGGUCGAAUGGAAGGAGUACGAUAAGCAGGCAUCGACCGACACUCUACCACCGAAACAGGUCAUCCUCGACAGAGUGGAAAAUCUGGCAGCACUGUUGAAUCACAGUCCCAAACCAGAGGCGUUCAGGACGCCGCACUGCCUCGGGUACUUUGAUCAAGCAGACCACAACGAUGAUGACAGUGACGACGACGACAUUGCAAAUCUAAGAAUAGGUCUCGUGUUUGAACGGCCUGAGGAGGAUGGGUUACAUGCCGAGAUGCCUCCUGUUAGUUUAAGGGAAUUGCUGGAGCGAGACCCCAAAACAUACCGCAGGCCCAGGGUUACGGAAAGAGUUCAGCUCGCCCGCGCGGUCAGCAACUGUCUUUUGAGUCUUCACCUGGCGAAUUGGCUUCACAAGUCACUUCGGUCUGAUAACAUCAUCUUCUUCCGGACCUCGCAAGGGCACAUCAACUACCACAACCCGUACAUCUCAGGGUUCGACUUCUCUAGACCGGCCCGGAAGGAUGAGAUGACGGAAAUUGCUGGCGAUGAUGUCGAACACAACCUAUACCGCCACCCUUCGGCCCAGACAGCAGGCUCAGGCGAGCGGGCUAGGUUCAAGAAGAGUUUCGACAUCUACUCCCUAGGGGUGGUCCUCGUCGAGAUAGCGCACUGGGCACCGGUGGAGAAGGUGCUCGGUAUAGACCUUAGAAAGGCACGGGGCCAGCCGUCCAUGAUCUCCAGAGUCCGGGACAGACUGCUGGCGCAGGACAUGCUUGCCGAGUUGGGAGGGCACAUGGGCGAGAUCUACGAGAAGGCGGCGCGGCGGUGCAUCGCGGGCGGCAAGUGGCUCAACCUUUUGGAGACCGAGGAGGAGACCAACGACGAUGUUGCGGCGAGGCUCUCGAUGGCCUUUUAUGAGGAUGUUGUUAAGCGUCUUGACAGUAUACAGGUUUGA
This is a messenger RNA of Neoarthrinium moseri, 1932 nucleotides long. RefSeq lists its product as uncharacterized. Lineage: Eukaryota; Fungi; Ascomycota; Sordariomycetes; Amphisphaeriales; Apiosporaceae. The transcript is spliced from 3 exons. The coding region runs from base 1 to 1932 and encodes 643 amino acids. Gene Ontology annotation, biological process: protein phosphorylation. Gene Ontology annotation, molecular function: ATP binding; protein kinase activity. The record is from RefSeq and is a predicted model, not a curated record.